GUACUCUGUUCUUAUUCCUUGUGAACUGCGUAGUAAACACCACUCUGACCUAGAGAGAGUCAUUUAGACUCUCGUUCUUUCUCACUGCGGUACCCAUGUCGGACGACUCGUCAACAGACAGGCCUGUGAAUGGUUACGGAGGUCAAUCUGAGAGAAAGACUGAAAAGUACAAUGGAAAACACCACCGCGAUACAAAUGUUACGGCUGGAAUUGAUGAAGGUCACACUGUUGGCGCUGGGCGAUUGGCAGCAGUACCUUUGGAAGAGCUGAUCUAUCACGCCAAUGAGCAGAGGAGGAAAUAUGAUAUGCACAGUAUCAAGUCUGGUGGGAAGGCACGCAAUAGAUGGUUCAAAUUCUUUGACAAUGACUUUGGACCUCAACACCCGGACAAUGUCUUGAUCGAGAGCAACAACCCAAAUGCUCGUCUGACCCAAGCUGAGAAUGAGCAAAUCGCUGCCCGGGCCGAAUUCGAGGCGGAUAAAGCCGACGCCAGGCGCAGAUUAAGAACUGCAAGUUGGGGAAUGAUGUUCUAUCUGAUCACUACGGAUGUUAUCGGUCCAUUCAAUGCUCCAUACGCAUUUAGCACGGUCGGCUUUGUUGGCGGUAUCCUGCUAUAUCUCACCUUUGGUGUCGCCGCCUACUACAGUUCGUUCCUGGUCUUGAACUUGUAUCUGAGAGUCGACUCUGACCGAUAUCCCGUCCAAAGCUAUGGAGAGCUCAUGGAAUGCUUCUUCGGGGUCUGGGGCAACUACAUCGUGUCGAUCGUCCAAGUUGUGCAAAUUCUGUUCGUCGUCGGCUCAAAUGUCAUUGCCAACGCUCAAAGCAUGACGGAGCUCACCCAACCUCACGGCCCUCUUUGUUUCGUUGUGUCCAUCAUCAUCUGGACAGCUAUAGGAUUCAUCAUCUCCGUUCCAUUUAGGUCGCUGGCCAAACUUUCGUUCUUGGCCUCGUUUAAUGUCUUCAUCAACCUUAUCAUCAUCUUCAUCUCCAUGGGGUUCAUCGCUCACUCAGCACCAAACUAUUACAGCGCUAGUCAGGCAUAUGGAUUUAAGCCUCCCUAUGCUCCUGUCGAGCUUUCUGCCACGGGUGUGGGAGCCUUGUCGAAUCAGGUGAAUGGAGCGAUGAACAUGGUCUUUGGAUGGAGUGGUAUCAUGAUAUUCGUCGAAUUCAUGAAUGAGAUGCGCAAGCCGUUUGAGUUUGUCAAGUCAUUCACGUUCGCCGAGAUGUUGGUAUUCUGCGUAUAUAUCGUCUAUGGAUGCUACGUCUACGGCCUUCAAGGACAAUACACUCUUCCGGUCGCGUUCCAGGGUGUUUCCAAAUACUCGUGGCAGAGUGUUGGAAAUGGUCUGUCCCUGUGGACAUACACGAUGGCUUCCGUAACGUACCUCAACAUCGCCGUCAAGGUUCUCUACUGGUUCAUCUUUGGCAACUUGUUCCGAGGUCCUCCUCUCAUGUCGAAAAUGGGCUUCAUCUACUGGACUGUUCUUCAACUCGCCGCCUGGAUCAUUUCAUUCAUCAUCGGCACUGCCAUUCCUCAAGUUCAGACCAUCCAAGCCUUGGUCGGAGCCGCUUGCCUCCUCCAAUUCUCUUACACCUGGCCGCCCUUGAUGCAAUUAGCCUACGACGUCUACGCGGACGCCUCGAAGGGUGAUGGGGUCUGGCACCCACUCAACGGGCCAGCCUACAGAGACUCAUGGCGAUCGCUCAGUAGAUGGAGACGAGGUCUCUUCACUGGGAAAGUAUGGUUCAAGGCGAUCAACUUUUUAUACUUCCUCGCCGCAUUAGCUACGUGUGGUCUAGGUAUUUGGGGAUCGGUGUUGACUAUCCAGAGCACUUUCGCGCAUAGUCCAGCUACCUCGUUCGGCUGCAACGCUCCCGUGUAGUCAUGCACCCAGCCUCAGCUGUUGAUAAUGGCUAGUUUAGUUGAAUAUGCUACGGUACAGCUGCCACCAUGAUCAUCACAAAAAUCUGCCACGUCGCGCGUCAUCGGAUGGCGGAAA
Kockovaella imperatae is the source of this 2000-nucleotide messenger RNA. RefSeq names its product transmembrane amino acid transporter protein-domain-containing protein. Bases 96 to 1883 code for a protein of 595 amino acids. Gene Ontology annotation, cellular component: vacuolar membrane. Lineage: Eukaryota; Fungi; Basidiomycota; Tremellomycetes; Tremellales; Cuniculitremaceae. Gene Ontology annotation, molecular function: amino acid transmembrane transporter activity. Gene Ontology annotation, biological process: amino acid transmembrane transport. The transcript is spliced from 15 exons. The record is from RefSeq and is a predicted model, not a curated record.